Platichthys flesus (European flounder) is the source of this 1387-nucleotide messenger RNA. RefSeq names its product C-type mannose receptor 2-like. The record is from RefSeq and is a predicted model, not a curated record. The transcript is spliced from 5 exons. The coding region runs from base 2 to 1093 and encodes 363 amino acids. Lineage: Eukaryota; Metazoa; Chordata; Actinopteri; Pleuronectiformes; Pleuronectidae.
GAUGAUGAAGAGUGGCCUCUCUGGAGCCUUCCUCCUCCUCCUCCUCCUCCUCCUCUGCACUCCUGCAGAGUCUGGACUGAGAGAAGUGCUGAAGACACGAUAUGAUUAUUACAAAAACAAUCAUCGCAACUGGGAGGAAGCGCAAAGCCACUGCAGAGGCCAAUACAACCGUGAUUUGGCCAUCAUGUAUUCACAGGCGGAUACAGAGGGUCUGACCAUUGAUGAAUAUUUCUCGUGGAUCCGCCUGUUCAGAGAAUCUCAGAAUAACUGGCAAUGGGAGAACAAAGCUAGAUCCCCCUUCAGGCCUUGGGCACAGGAUGAACCUGACGAGAAUGAUGACUGUGGCUUUCUUACUAAUGCCGACACCUCAAGUUUUCACGCAACCGCCUGUGGCCUUUAUUAUUUCUUCAUCUGUCACGUAGCUCAUGACGGACAUUCCCAUUUUAAGUUUGAACUUAAGUCGAAGACGUGGCUGGAGGCCCAGAAGUACUGCAAGGACCUUACAAACGAUUACAGCGACACGUCAAAUUUACAGAAGGGCUCCGACCUGGACGAUAUUGAACUUCCAGAGGACUUUCCUGUAUGGACGGGACUGCACAGAGACGAGGGAGCAUGGAAGUGGACCAGAGGCUUGUCGGACUACAAAGGUUGGUCAGCCGCUGAGCCGGGAAACAACAAUGGCGACUGUGCCUCCAUCUCUUCUCUGAGUAAAAAGAUGUCCACCACAGACUGCAACCUCCGCUACCCCGUCCUCUGCUACUGGGACAACCUGGUCCUGGUGAACGAGAGCAAGACGUGGGAGGAGGCGCUGGAACACUGCAGAGCGCUCUGGAACCACGACCUGGUCAGCGUGCAGCCUGGAUCGGAGCAUAGCUACAUGAUGAAGAGGGUCAUAGAGGCCCACACUGACGAGGUGUGGACGGGCCUUCGAUUCCUGGCCGGUGAAUGGUUGUGGGUGAAUGGGGCAGAUUUGCAGUACACUGACCUGCCCGCCUGCCCCCUGGAGCAGCAGCACUGUGGAACCUUGUCCAAGCAAGGCGACGUCAAGAUCAGAAACUGUUCAGAGACAAGGAACUUCCUUUGUUACUUCUAGUAACGACCAUCAACACCAACAGAAUGUUCUGCUUCUCCCGCCUCUGUCCAACGACUCAGUUUGAGUUUUGGGUCUUUAGAUGCUCGAUGUUAAUCUACUUAUCCACUCAUCUUAUCUAAACUGCUUAUCUACUGAAGACUUAGCAGCGCUAACUCAAUCUGAUCUUCCAUCUCAGCUUUGUAAUUAACGAGUGAUUCUCUCAUAGAUCAUGUUCUGCUCAUUAAAACCAACAUAUAAGCUGUGAUUUAAACUGUUUGUGUAUCAUUACAUUAGAAAAACUUAAAAAAUAAAUAA